This is a messenger RNA of Octopus sinensis (East Asian common octopus), 1024 nucleotides long. RefSeq lists its product as uncharacterized. Bases 140 to 910 code for a protein of 256 amino acids. The transcript has 5 exons. NCBI's taxonomy places the organism in Eukaryota, Metazoa, Mollusca, Cephalopoda, Octopoda, Octopodidae. The record is from RefSeq and is a predicted model, not a curated record.
AUUGAAUAUUUUUCGGUAUACACACACACACAUAUAUAUCGAUUCAAGAGCAGAGAUUUCACAGUUCGCUUUUCCUUCGACAGGUAUACACCAAGCACAAAAUUUCUCUGUUGAAGAAGAUACUACAACCGCCAUCAAAAUGAUUUCUGCUUCAAAACUACGAGAUUCUCUUGCCAAAUUCCACCAGAAACUCGGCACUCCUCUGAUUCUGGUCGGUGUGAUGUUUGUUAUGAUGACUGUAACUUACUUCCAUCAGACUACACGUAUAUCAGAGUUAGAGAAAAGAGCCAUUCAACAGACUACACCUCCACCUACACCAAGAGUCGCUGUUCGGUCUGGUGCCAUAUACACACAGUGGGGAAAACGAAAUUGCACUUCUAGAAGAUCUACCCAAGUCUAUUCAGGUAUUGCUGGCGGAACACAUUUCACACACACAGGAGCCGGAAGCAACUAUUUGUGCUUAACAAUGAACCCUCAAUGGGGCAAUUACACAAACAUUAAUGAGGCAGCCACCGGCCUUAUAUACGGUGUCGAAUAUGAAGUAUCAUCCUAUGCGAAAAGUAAGACAUUUGGAAUGUUUGCACCUAAACCAUACGCUUUGCAGGAUCAAGAUGUCCCUUGUGCAGUCUGUGAAACUAACAAACCUGCUUCAGUAUUGAUGAUUCCAGGUCGAAAAGAAUGUGUGGGUAAAUGGAAAAUGGAGUAUUCAGGUUAUUUGAUGACAGAAUAUUAUAAGCAUGUAGGUAGAACUGAAUAUAUAUGUGUCGACAAAGAAGCUGAAGCUGACACCAAAGGAUACGAAAACAAGAAUGGUGCUCUGUUAUACCACGUACAAGCUGUGGUUGGUUCAUUGCCAAGUCCUCCAUACGAGAACUAUAGAGAGUUAACAUGUGUUGUGUGUAGUAAAUAGUCAGGUUUAUUUCUUCCUGAAAUUUAUACUUACAUUGACUUACAAUAUUGACUUACAUUUAAUGCAACGAUAACAAUUUAAUAUAUAGAUUCGGGGGAUUACAUAAAUAUAUGU